This is a messenger RNA of Galeopterus variegatus (Sunda flying lemur), 482 nucleotides long. RefSeq names its product proopiomelanocortin (gene POMC). The transcript has 2 exons. Lineage: Eukaryota; Metazoa; Chordata; Mammalia; Dermoptera; Cynocephalidae. Bases 1 to 330 code for a protein of 109 amino acids. The record is from RefSeq and is a predicted model, not a curated record. Gene Ontology annotation, molecular function: hormone activity. Gene Ontology annotation, cellular component: extracellular region.
AUGCCAAGGUCGUGCUACAGCCGCUCAGGGGCCCUGUUGCUGGCCUUGCUGCUUCAGGCCUCCAUGGAAGUGCGUGGCUGGUGCCUGGAGAGCAGCCAGUGUCAGGACCUCACCACGGAAAGCAACCUGCUGCCCGACCUGGAGUACGGGCUGGUGGCCGAGGUCGAGAAGAAGGACGAGGGGCCCUAUCGCAUGGAGCACUUCCGCUGGGGCAGCCCGCCCAAGGACAAGCGCUACGGCGGCUUCAUGACCUCCGAGAAGAGCCAGACGCCCCUGCUGACGCUCUUCAAAAACGCCAUCGUCAAGAACGCCCACAAGAAGGGCCAGUGAGGGCGCCGCGGGCCACCGGGGCUUCCCUCCCCGGGAAGGCCACCCCGAAGCCCCCUCCUCGCCUGCCCUGUGGCCGCCCGGGCGGUGAUAGAGGCGGAUGUUCAGCCUCUUAAAGCUGUCGGUGAUUCGGAAAUAAAACCUUGCAAAUCUCA